Messenger RNA from Pteronotus mesoamericanus, 1032 nucleotides. RefSeq names its product cyclin O (gene CCNO). The record is from RefSeq and is a predicted model, not a curated record. Gene Ontology annotation, molecular function: cyclin-dependent protein serine/threonine kinase regulator activity. Bases 1 to 1032 code for a protein of 343 amino acids. NCBI's taxonomy places the organism in Eukaryota, Metazoa, Chordata, Mammalia, Chiroptera, Mormoopidae. Gene Ontology annotation, biological process: regulation of cyclin-dependent protein serine/threonine kinase activity; mitotic cell cycle phase transition. The transcript is spliced from 3 exons. Gene Ontology annotation, cellular component: nucleus; cyclin-dependent protein kinase holoenzyme complex; cytoplasm.
AUGGUGACGCCGUGCCCCGCCAGCCCUGCCGCCCGGGCUGGGACAGGGGACAAUAACCAGUACCUGCGAGCCCCGGUCAAGAAAAGCAGGCGCCCGCGCCUCCGGAGGAAGCAGCCGCUGCAGCCGCUGAGCCCGUGCCGGCUCCCGGGGGACUCUGGCAUCGGCGACCUGUUCGAGUCCCCCGGCUCAGGCUCAGACGGCGCAGGCAGCCCCGCGGCCACCGGGGGGCGAGGCCCCGCGCAGCAGUCGUUGCAGCUGGACCUGCAGACCUUCCGCGACUACGGGCAGAGCUGCUACGCCUUCCGCAAGGCGCGGGAGAGCCACUUCCACGCGCGGGAGGCGCUGGCGCGGCAGCCGCAGGUGACCGCCGAGUCCCGCUGCAGGCUGCUCAGCUGGCUGAUCCCCGUGCACCGCCAGUUCGGCCUCUCCUUCGAGUCGCUGUGCCUGACGGUGAACACGCUGGACCGCUUCCUCGCCACCACGCCUGUGGCUGCGGACUGCUUCCAGCUGCUCGGGGUCACGUCCCUGCUCAUCGCUUGCAAACAGGUGGAGGUGCACCCGCCGCGCGUGGAGCAGCUCCUGGCUUUGUGCUGCGGCGCCUUCUCCCGGCAGCAGCUCUGCAACCUCGAGCGCAUCGUGCUGCACAAGUUGCGCUUCAGCCUGGGCGCACCCACCGUCGGCUUCUUCCUGGAGCACUUCACGCACGCGCGCGUGGACGCCGGGCAGGCCCCGGCCUCCCAAGCGCUGGAGGCGCAGGCGCUGGCGCAGGGCGUGGCGGAGCUGAGCCUGGCCGACUACGCCUUCUGCGGCUACGCGCCCUCGCUGCUGGCCAUCUGCUGCCUGGCGCUGGCCGACGGCCUGCUCCGGCUCCCGCGCCGCCUGGACCUGAGCCUGGGCGGGCACGCCGAGCCCGAGCUGCAGGACUGCCUGGGCAAGCUGCGGCUACUCGUGGCCAUCAACGGGACCUCCCUGGCGCACCUGCUGCCCCUCCAGAUCUGUGACAAGUGCCGCUUGUCCCCGAGCUCGAAAUAA